Molecule: messenger RNA, 954 nt
Organism: Alternaria hordeiaustralica
Lineage: Eukaryota; Fungi; Ascomycota; Dothideomycetes; Pleosporales; Pleosporaceae
Exons: 1
Coding region: 1-954 (317 amino acids)
Cellular component (GO): mitochondrion
Molecular function (GO): (3R)-hydroxyacyl-[acyl-carrier-protein] dehydratase activity
Source: RefSeq, a predicted model, not a curated record
AUGACAUCCGUGGCCCGCCGCCUGUUCUCUACAACUCCCUCCUACCGCCAAGCCUCCGCAGCGGAAGCAUGUAGUGAACUCCUCACACGAUUCCAAAGAGGGCCCGUCUCGAUCCGUAAACAAGUUCUUGAUGCAAAUCAACUUCAGUUGCUCUCCAUAACACUCAACCGUACACCCUCCUCUUUCAACCCGCCACCAACCGGUACGCCGAUUCCACCCGGCUACCACCUAGUCUACUUCACUCCCUCAAUCGUUGAGGCCGAAUUGGGACUUGAUGGCACAGAUCGCACUGUAAACCCAUUGAGUCCAUUUAGUAGACGAAUGUGGGCUGGAGGCGAGUUGACGUGGGCGCAAGACAGGAACGCAUUGCUGAGAGUGGGUCAAGAGGUCAAAGAGACGACGAAACUGCUGAGUGCUGAGCCCAAAACCUUGAAGAAUGGAGGAGAAAUGCUUCUCGUGGGUGUCGAGAAGACAUUCUCAAACGAUCACGGUAUCGCGUUGACGGACCGCCGAAAUUGGGUGUUUCAACGUGAGCUUUUACCUGAGAAUCCAAUGAAGGCACCGCCAAAGCCAGAAGAGAAAGUACUGCCGACUGGGAGGCAUCAAAGAGACUUCUGCCAAACGCCUACUUCGUUAUUUCGCUUCUCAGCGCUGACAUUCAAUGCGCACAAGAUACACUAUCUGCCUGAGUGGUGUCGAGAGGUUGAGGGCCACAGGAAUGCUGUUGUACAUGGGCCGCUCAAUCUCAUCAACAUGCUGGACUUUUGGCGGGAUACGAGUAAGAAUAGAGAUACAGAGGCAGUGCCCAAGUCGAUAGCAUAUCGUGCUAUGAGCCCGCUAUACGUCGAUGAGCCGUAUCGAAUAUUACUGGAGCAAGAUCCAACCGGGGGAUGGAGAGCAGAGGUAUGGGAUAGCUUUGGAAAGCAGAGUAUGAAGAGCACUAUCGUGGAAUAG